Chiroxiphia lanceolata (lance-tailed manakin) is the source of this 2631-nucleotide messenger RNA. Its product is annotated as keratin, type II cytoskeletal 4-like. Gene Ontology annotation, cellular component: keratin filament. The coding region runs from base 1 to 1902 and encodes 633 amino acids. The transcript is spliced from 9 exons. Gene Ontology annotation, molecular function: structural constituent of skin epidermis. The record is from RefSeq and is a predicted model, not a curated record. Gene Ontology annotation, biological process: keratinization; intermediate filament organization. NCBI's taxonomy places the organism in Eukaryota, Metazoa, Chordata, Aves, Passeriformes, Pipridae.
AUGAGUCGACAGUGCUACACCUCGGGCUCCAUCCUGGGCCGACGGGGCUUCUCCUCGGCCUCGGCCGUGUGCGGGCUGGGCCGCGGCAGCGCCGGCUCGGCCUCGGCGUGCCAGCCCUCGGCCCGGCGCUGCGGCCUGGGCGGCUUCAGCAGCCGCAGCGUCUGCGACCUGGGCCGGGGGCAGCGCAUCUCCUUCGGCGGCGGCUGCCGCGGGGGGGUCCUGGGCGGCCCCGCCGUCGGGCGCUGCGGCGUCGCCUUCGGCCCCCCGGGACGCUUCGGCGUGGGCCCCGUCGUGGGCUUCGGCGGCUGCGCCGGCGGCUUCGGCGGCCUGGGCGGCUACCGCGGGCUGGGCGACGGCGUGGCCGUGGGGGGCUACGGCGGAGGGCUCGGCGUGGGCCUGGGCGUGGGCACGGGGCGCUCCGAGGGCAUCCGCGGCGUCAGCAUCCACCCCGAGCUGCUGAAGCCCCUGUGCGUGGGCGUGGACCCCGAGGAGUGCCAAGUGAGGACCCACGAGAAGGAGCAGAUCAAGAACCUCAACAACCAGUUCGCCUGCUUCAUCGACAAGGUGAGGCUGCUGGAGCAGCAGAACAAGGUGCUGACCACCAAGUGGGAGCUGCUGCAGCAGUAUGUCCUGCCAGCCUCCCGCAGGAACCUGGAGCCCGUGUUCGAGAACUUCAUCUGCAACCUGAGGAAGCAGCUGGAAUGUGUGAUGGGGGAGAGGGAGCGGCUGGAGAACGAGGAGCGCUGCCUGCGGGACCUGGUCCAGGAGUUCAAGUGCAAGUACGAGGAUGAGAUCAACAAGCGCACGGCGGCCGAGAACGAGUUCGUGGUGCUCAAGAAGGACGUGGACUGUCUGUACCUGACCAAGGAGGAGCUGGAGGUGCGGGUGGGGCUCCUGCGGCAGCAGCUCGAGUUCCUCAAGUGCAUCUACGCCGAGGAGAGAGCCCAGCUGGACUGCCAGCUCUGUGACACCUCGGUCAUCGUGCAAAUGGACAACAGCCGCGACCUGGACAUGGAGGGCAUCAUCAAGAGCGUGGAGUGCUGCUACGAGGAGAUCGCCCAGAAGAGCAAGGCCGAGGUGGAGGCUUUCUACCAGACCAGGCUGGAGGAGCUGCACAGCAGCCGGGGCAAGUUCUGUGACGACCUGAGGAACAACCAGAGCGAGAUCGCGGAGCUGAACAGGAUGAUCCAGAAGCUGCAGUGCGAGUCCGACAACGUGAAGAAACAGAUCUCGGCCCUGCAAACAGCCAUCUGCGACGCCGAGCAGCGCGGGGACUGCGCCCUCAAGGACGCGCGGCAGAAGCUGGUGGACCUGCAGACGGCCCUGCAGCAGGCCAAGGACAAGAUGGCCUGUCUGCUCAGGGACUACCAGGAGCUGCUCAACGUCAAGCUGGCCCUGGACAUCGAGAUCGCCACGUACAGGACGCUGCUGGAGGGAGAGGAGAGCAGGAUAUGCACCGGCAACCCCGUGAGCGUAGCCGUGGUGAGCGGCGGCGGCACGGUCGGGGAGUGCCGCUCGCUGUCGGGACUCGCCGGGAAAUGCUCCGUCAAGGCCGGCGGGGCGGGCGCGGGGCUGGGGCUGGGGCUGGGGCUGGGCCCGUCCUUCGCGGUGGGCACUGCGGGCUUCAGCGCCCGCAGCGUCGACUGCCUGCCCAAGGCGGGCGGCGGCUUCGGGGCCCGCAGCGCCGCGGGCUGCGUGGGCAGGGAGGUGAUGCCCGGCGUGGAGAGCGUCCAGUGCGCCCCCGCCGUGGGCAACCUGGGCAACCUGGGCAACCUGGGCGGCGUGGUGUGCGCCGGGGUGGAGCAGUGCGGGCCCGGCGCCGUCCUGCUGCCCGGCGCGGGGGUGUGCGGGGCGGGCAGCAGGUUCGGCACGGCCGUGCGCGUGGUCAGAACGACCCGGUAGAGAGUCCCCCCCCCACACCUCCCUCCUCGGCGCGUCGCCGUUGGAAAAAAUAACCAGCAUUUCUGCAGGAAAAAGAAACAAAACAGUGUUCCCCCCCUCUCCCUCUCCCUCUCCCCCCCCCGACAGCUCCGGGCAUCACGCACCGUGCGCUCCGCGGGGCGCUCUGCCACGAACUCCCUGCAGGACCAAAAACCCGCCCUCCCUCUCGUGUCCUUAGUGCGGGAAAGUCCCCCCCAAACCGCCCCCCCCCCCCGCGCCCUGAGCCGGGUGAGGUUUUCAUUUCAGAGCCCAUCCCUGUCUCCGCGCAUCCCCGCGGCUCCCGAGCGGCCCUGCCCCGCAUGACCCCUUCCCCCCGGGGACUUGCUUUCCCCGACGCAGCUCUUGCAAAAGGAUGAGAAAUUUGCUCAUCCCCGACUUCAGAGAGAGAAGCCACAGUUUAAUUGUCCGAGACGAAGCUGCAGCUGUAAUUUAACUCCUUUAAUGACGGCAGAAAAGCCAAUUUUUCCUGUUUACCGGAGGGUUGGUAACACUUAUGUAAAUUGGUCCGAGUUGCUCCACCGGGUUUGGCAGAGCAGAGUUUAAUUACAGCCCGAGGAGCACCUUAUAUUUCUGUAGGUUAAUGCAUGAGUUGUUUUUCCUGUGUGUACCAGACAGAUUUAAAGCUUUUCAUGUGUAAGUGAACAGAGUUGAUUACCCUUCGCUUACUCCAGCCUUUCAGCUGUGCCUUCA